Gigantopelta aegis is the source of this 2415-nucleotide messenger RNA. RefSeq lists its product as uncharacterized. Bases 346 to 654 code for a protein of 102 amino acids. The transcript has 9 exons. Lineage: Eukaryota; Metazoa; Mollusca; Gastropoda; Neomphalida; Peltospiridae. The record is from RefSeq and is a predicted model, not a curated record.
CCCCGUUACGGUCAAUUCAUACUGUGAUUGCCGACCUCAUGCGACACUGAAAUACUUCAUGUUUUUAUUAGGUCAACUAAAAAGCGUUGAACAAACGCGCACCAAAAUUUAAUAUAAACUGUCACUGUGUUACAUAUAUACCGAAAUGACUAAGAAAUGAGGAUUAGGUUUGAACAGAAGCAUAACUGAUUGUGUCAACUACUCGCCAACAGUUAUAAUAAGCGGUGAAGUGUACGUCUAGCUUAAGUCAUCAACAACGACGUCUGAUUACAAGUUUUUGAUGAUGGACAUCUGGGGGCAGCUCGACCUCCGUCUGUGGGGAUAUCUCAACCGCAUCCUGCACCUAUGAAUGCGGAACCCGUGGUAAUGUCUGUACAACAUGGAGUUCGUGGACAAUUGUGGACAACUCCAUCUUCGCAUAUGGGAUUAUCUCCACCUGGACCAGCAGGACUUGCAUACGAUACAGAAGAUGUUCAAGCUGUUAAAAAACGUUUACGUGGACGUGUGAUAAUAACUGCCAUUGUAGGACGUGAAGAAUCCACCACUAAAAUAAAUGGUAUAGCUGCCUACUACGUACCUAGCAAAGAGGCCUACUACAUACCAAGCAUAACCCUGUUAAACAUCAGUGUUGGGGAUACAUUGCAAAACAAAUGAUCAGGGAUGUGUUCCGAUGCUAGACUUUCCACUACAAUCUCAUCCACAUUAAUGUUACGAGCUGUCUGAUCUGUUAUGACAAAGUAAUUUGUUUUCAAAGAGAGAUUUAGGUUCAACACCGCUUGCUCCCUCACGAAUUUCAAGAACUGCAACUUUGAGAGCAGCUAUGUUGUUUCUGGACUCUGGAGCAACGCCCAUGGUUGGAAGAGAUCUGUAUUUUCUACAGUGAUACCCUGAACAGAAAAUACUCAAGCACCUUGCUUCUUGGAUCCGUCAUCAGAAUAUGUCACCACAACCUUCUCAUCAGAGUUCAUGAUCUCUUUGACAAUUUCAUCUAAUGCCAUAGCCUCAAUGGUAUUACCUGUUUGUCUGACACUGCUGGAUUCAGGCAGGGCGUCCAAAUCAGUAACAUCCGUCUCAUCAUGGUACUUCCAAACAUCACGUUCUUCCAAACAUUUUGUUCUCAACUGUGACGAUAGCUGCUGCAGCUUGACGCAUAGCCAUGUGGUAGCAACACUUCAGUUUAUCGACAGUUUCAUAGAACUCAGGUCGCACUCUCCUAAAUACUCACGCGGAUAUGCUGAUAUUUAAGGGGCAGUUUAUCUCCUGGCUGAGUAAGAGUAGCUGUAGAUGACAGACGUCGUUUCUUUCUCUGUACACGGUAUGUUAACAACCAUGGUUACUUUGCUUCAAGAGAUAUGCUUCUUUAUGAAUGAAUGCAGUUUUGUUCGAUUAUCAUGUACUUUUAACUUUUUUUCCGCACAUUUAAUGUCUAGUUACGUUACGAAUUGUUUAGCCUAUAUAUAUGAUGUCCAGUGAAACCCUACAAAAUAAAUGUAGUAUUUAGAGUGAUUUUUGUUUUAUGUUGUCAGUUGUAGAUAAUUAUUUUGCCAUUAUUCAUUUUACCUAAAAUACAUGAAAAUGUAUGUAUAUCAAAAGUAACAUCAUUUCAAAUGUUUUUCAAGCCUGUUUUAAUGGUCGCGAGACUUUCAGAGGGUAUGUACAUGGGGAUUAGCAUCAAUCAGCUGGUCAAACUUUGAUACUUUUGUACUCAGAGAGGUUGUGUCCAUAUUUUUAGGGGGUAUUUCAUUAAAGAAAUUACAUUUGCAAAAUAACACCUCCCCCUAUUAUAAGACAAGCACAACCCAGACCAUACCCACUUCGUACUUUGUUAAUAAAACCACAACCCAGACCACACCCACUUCGUACUUCGUUAAUAAAACCACAACCCAGACCACACCCACUUCGUACUUCGUUAAUAAAACCACAACCCAGACCAUACCCACUUCGUACUUCGUUAAUAAAACCACAACCCAGACCACACCCACUUCGUACUUCGUUAAUAAAACCACCACCCAGAACACACCCACUUCAUACAUCGUUAAUAAAACCACAAUCCAGACCACACCCACUUCGUACUUUGUUAAUAAAACCACAAUCCAGACCACACCCACUUCAUACAUCGUUAAUAAAACCACCACCCAGAACACACCCACUUCAUACAUCGUUAAUAAAACCACAAUCCAGACCACACCCACUUCGUACUUCGUUAAUAAAACCACAACCCAGACCAUACCCACUUCGUACUUCGUCUAUAACAGGACAACCCAGAACAUACUCACUUCGUACAUCAUUUGUGAAACCACAAUCCAGACCAUACUCACUUCAUACUUCGUUUAUAAAACUACCCGCCUCGGUGGCGUCGUGGUUAGGACACCGGUCUACAGGCUGAUAGGUACUCGGUUCGGAUUCCAGUCGAGG